This is a messenger RNA of Prunus avium (sweet cherry), 1397 nucleotides long. RefSeq names its product Galactose oxidase/kelch repeat superfamily protein. Gene Ontology annotation, molecular function: protein binding. The record is from RefSeq and is a predicted model, not a curated record. Lineage: Eukaryota; Viridiplantae; Streptophyta; Magnoliopsida; Rosales; Rosaceae.
CCUGUAGCGGCAAAUAUAUGGAGUCUCUCUCUGAAGUCCCAAAUGCCCUGUUUCAGAUGAAAGGACAACGCAUCAGAGCAAACAGCCUUCGAUCUCAGGCAAACCCAAAUGCCCAACCCAUCACCAUCUCCAAGUCUCCAACGAGCCCACCGGAGAUGGACGCCGGAUUAUGGAGCAAGCUACCACAGGAACUCCUCGAGCGUAUUCUCUCUUUUCUACCUCUCAAAAACUUCAUGAGUCUGAGAUCGACUUGUAAGCACUUCAAGUCUCUGUUAUUCUCUCCCACUUUCAUCUCCAAGCACUCCUCUUCUUCAUCCUUCUCUUCUUUCCUCUUGCUUUCUCACCCUCAGUGUCACAACCACUUCGCUUUCUAUGACUCUGCUCUUGGUGCUUGGCGCAACUUUGCUCUGUCUCUCUCUGCCUUGCUGCCCUGCGCUGCAGGGCAAGCCUCUCUGCUCUCGACCUCCAAUGGGUUGCUCUGUUUCUCUCUCUCCAAUUCCUUUCUUGUCUUCAAUCUUUUGACCAAAUCUUCAAGAGUGAUCGAAUUCCCUGCUUACCCUUUUACUUUUGAGCUGUUUUCUUUGGUUUCCACGCCUGUUGGGUACAGUCUUUUCAUGGUCUCUUUUGGGUCUUGUACCAAAAGCACUUUUGUUUAUGAUUCAAAGGUUCAAUUUUGGCGAAAAUUCAAUGGUUUCGAUCCAAUUCUCAGUGACAAUUAUCAUCAACAAGGUGUUUACUAUGAAGGGUCUUUGUAUUUUGUGACCCCGGAGCCAUUCUCUGUAGCGUGCUUUGAUUUGGAAAGCGGUAAGUGGGAGAGACCCAACACUGAGUUGCCUAGAGAGCUCAUGUUUGUUCGGCUAGUCAGCGAUGGAGGAGAUGGAAAGCUGUAUUUGAUUGGUGGAGUUGGCAGGAAUGGGAUUUCAAGGAGCAUGAAACUCUGGGAAUUGGGUGAAGGAAUGAAUUGGGUUGAGGUGGAGAGCUUGCCAGAAAUGAUGUGCAGAAAAUUGAUGUCUGUUUGUUUCCAUAACUACGAGCAUCUCUAUUGCUUUUGGCAUCGGGGUUUCAUCUGUGUUUGCUGCUACACAUGGCCGGAGGUUCUGUAUUUCAAGGUUUCAAGGAGGACUUGGCAUUGGCUGCCCAAAUGCCCUUCACUGCCUGAUAAAUGGAGCUGUGGCUUCAGGUGGUUUUCUUUUGUGCCAGAGUUAUAUGCUUCGGUCUGAUUCAGUUCGUCUGGGCUGAGGUCUCAAUUUCUGCGUGUGACUUAUAUUAUUUUAUAGUCUUCCUGAAUUGAUAAAUUAAUACCCAUGUUGUUUUCUUUAUUAUCCUGUUGUAUUGUGUUUCUGUACAUAUAUAUAUGGAGAUCUGUUCAGAGGUUAGAAUUUUGUUUUUUGGGUUCA